AUGUCUUCUUCCAAAGUUCAGGCACCGACCCCCACCGAGGGGGACCUCUCCUCCUCUUCCUCCUCCUCAUCCCCUGCGCAAACCACAACCGCGGAGCAACAAUCCGACAACAUCUCGCACGCCCUCGCCGGCGCGGGCGGCGGCCUCCUCGCCAUGGCCCUCACCUACCCGCUCAUCACGCUGUCCACACGCGCGCAAGUCGAGUCCAAGCGCGCCGAGACCUCGACACUCGCCGCCAUCCGGCACAUCAUCUCUCGCGAAGGCGUCUCGGGGCUGUACGCUGGCCUCGACAGCGCGCUGUUCGGCAUCAGCGUGACCAACUUUGUGUACUACUACUGGUACGAGUGGACGCGGUCCGGCUUUGAGAAGGCCAAGGUGGCGCGGGGCGAGGGCAAGAGACUGGGGACGUGGGAGAGCAUGGUUGCCGGCGCGGUGGCGGGCAGCGCGACGGUCUUGAUCACGAAUCCUAUUUGGGUGGUGAAUACGCGCAUGACGACGAGGGAGAAUGCGGCGCAGGAAGAAGGCGAGAAGGAUGUGGAGGCGCAGCGCAAGCCGAAGAAGAAGGUUAGUACGAUUGGCACGCUGGUUCAGUUGGUCAAAGACGAGGGCCUGGGGAGUCUCAUGGCGGGUGUGCUGCCGGCGCUGGUGCUGGUGGUGAACCCCAUCCUGCAGUAUACGAUCUACGAGCAGUUGAAGAACUAUAUUGAGAAGAAACGAAAGGUUGGGCCGAGGGACGCCUUUAUGCUGGGCGCCGUGGGCAAGUUGCUGGCCACGAGCAUCACUUACCCGUACAUCACGGUGAAGAGCCGCGCACAUGUGGCCAAGAAGCAGGAGGGCGUGAAGAGCGAGGGCAUGACGGAGAGCCUGAGGAAGAUCGUGCGCGAGGAAGGUUAUAGCGGUCUGUACAAGGGUAUUGGCCCGAAGGUGAGCCAGAGUGUGCUGACGGCUGCGUUCUUGUUUGCGUUCAAGGACGUGCUUUAUGACGCCAUUGUCCAAGCGAGGAGGAGGGCUCGCGCCGUCAAGGCUUGA
Messenger RNA from Cyphellophora europaea CBS 101466, 1029 nucleotides. RefSeq lists its product as uncharacterized. The transcript has 2 exons. Bases 1 to 1029 code for a protein of 342 amino acids. Gene Ontology annotation, cellular component: peroxisomal membrane. Gene Ontology annotation, molecular function: coenzyme A transmembrane transporter activity; ADP transmembrane transporter activity; ATP transmembrane transporter activity. The record is from RefSeq and is a predicted model, not a curated record. NCBI's taxonomy places the organism in Eukaryota, Fungi, Ascomycota, Eurotiomycetes, Chaetothyriales, Cyphellophoraceae.